AUGGUAGAGAUCAGGGGGAUACUCCAGCAACUCAUUGGGACAAAUGGUAAGAUGCAAGAAAAGUUGGCAGUACAUGAUUCAGCUAUAAAGAACAUUGAAACUCAGUUGGGGCAGUUGUCUAUGGCUUUAAACAACCGCCCUCAAGGAACAUUGCCAGCGGAUAUAAAUAUUAACCCCAAGGAGCAAAACCCGAAUCAGCUGAUGGAAGUAAGUCUCUGGAAUGGGAGAGAUUUAGACAAAGAGCAGGAGGUUGCACAAGCCAGCAAAGAGACUACGCCAACCACUCCAAUUUCACUAGAGGUAGAUAAACCAAUAAAUCUGACUGAAGUGGUGGUUGAACAGGGUCAAGAUGAAAAGGGUAAGUCUAAGGUAAAUGAACAAGAUGCAAAACAGGUGGUGCCUCUUAUGCCACAGAACCCCAACAGAGAGAAGCCAGCAAGCAGUUAUGCGAAGAUGAUGAAAGACCUAAUGUCACAGAAGUUUGAUUUUCAGGACCUAUCCACAUUGACUUUGACGCAGACCUAUAGCGCAGUAGUGACCAGACCGAUGACUCAAAAGAUGUCCGACCUGGGUAGCUUCACUAUUCCAUGCACGAUUGGGAUUUACACCUUUGCAAAGGCAUUAUGUGAUUUGGGAGCCAGCAUAAAUUUGAUGCCUCUGGCUGUAUACACUAAACUGGGCAUUGGCAGAGCUAGACCGACUUUGAUGCUGCUGCAGCUAGCUUACCGCACGAUAAAAAGGCCUAUUGGGAUUCUUGAUGAUGUGUUGGUACAAGUGGGGAAGUUCGUGUUCCCUGCAGACUUUGUUAUUCUGGACGGUCAGGUAGAUAAGGAGAUACCUAUCAUUUUAGGUAGGCCAUUUUUGGCCACUCGGAGAGCACUGAUCGAUUGUGAGACUAGGGAAUUAAAAAUGAGACUGAAUGAUGAAGAAGUCAUAUUCAAUGUUCAACAAUCUAUGGGGAGACCCAAUGAAUAUGCUAAUUGCUCUCUAGUGGAGGCAGCGGAUGUGAUCCUGCAAGAAGAUGAUGUGACCCUGACUGCUAAAGAUCCAUUGGAGGCAUGUUUGACAAAUUUAGAAGAUGGAUGGUGA
Messenger RNA from Nicotiana tabacum (common tobacco), 1089 nucleotides. The record is from RefSeq and is a predicted model, not a curated record. NCBI's taxonomy places the organism in Eukaryota, Viridiplantae, Streptophyta, Magnoliopsida, Solanales, Solanaceae.